CCAUUGGCGAAAACAAAGUCCCCAACCCCCAAACGCAACAAAAACCAGGUGUAACUUUUUCUCUCGUCUGUCUUACUCUAUAAAACUUUAUUAAAAAAAAAAAAAAAAACCUUUCCUUCUCGCUGUUUUCUCUCUCUGUGAUAGAAGAUCACUGAUUAUCAACCAAAACAAAUCAGCUCGAAACAUCAUACUGAUCAGAGGCCAAGCUUGGUUGAAGAUUAGAGUUGCUUUGCUUUGGUGAUCUUGAAGAAUGCCCCCAUUUGCUCCUGAAGGUGCUUAUGGGAGAUAACUGUUCUUGUGGGCAUCUAAACUUUUAAAUCAAGUGCAAGAGAACAUACUGAUAUGGGCACCAUGCACCGCAGUGGAGUUUUAAAGAAAACAAAUGAUAGUGCGAGGCUCAUUAUAACAACAAUUCUUGGAGUUGUUUUUGGGUUUUUUAUUGGUGUUUCAUUUCCAUCAGUUUCCCUUUACCAGAUUCACUUACCUUCAAGCCUUAGAUCAUCUCUUGAUGUACCCACGUCCAAUGACCAAGAAUUCUUUAUAGUCAGAUCUCCUGAAACAACUGGGGUCAAUGUUCCUAAGAUAUAUGUUCCAACAAAUCCUCGUGGUGCAGAAUUAUUACCUCCAGGAAUUGUUGUUCCAGAAUCUGACCUUUACCUGCGCAGAUUAUGGGGUGAACCUAGUGAGGAUCUGAAGAAGAAACCAAAGUAUUUAGUGACAUUUACAGUUGGUAUUAAUCAGAUGAAUAAUAUUGAUAAAUGUGUUAAAAAGUUUUCUGAGGAUUUCCAAAUUUUACUUUUUCAUUAUGAUGGCCGGACAACUGAAUGGGACCAAUUUGAGUGGUCAAAGAACGCAAUCCAUGUUAGUGUGAGGAAGCAAACGAAAUGGUGGUAUGCAAAAAGGUUUUUGCAUCCAGAUGUUGUUGCUGCUUAUGAAUAUAUUUUCAUCUGGGAUGAAGAUCUGGGAGUGGAACACUUCAAUGCAGAGAGAUACAUGGAACUGGUCAAGAAACAUGGUCUGGAGAUCUCACAACCUGGUUUGGAGCCCAAUAAUGGACUGACAUGGCAGAUGACAAAGAGGAGAGGUGACCAAGAAGUUCACAAGUUGGUUACUGAUGAGAAACCAGGCUGGUGUAGUGAUCCAUAUUUGCCACCAUGUGCUGCUUUUGUGGAAAUUAUGGCGCCUGUAUUUUCUCGGGAAGCUUGGCGAUGUGUAUGGUAUAUGAUUCAGAAUGAUUUGGUGCAUGGAUGGGGAUUGGAUUUUGCCCUCAGAAGAUGUGUUGAGCCUGCACAUGAAAAAAUUGGUGUGGUAGAUUCACAGUGGAUUAUUCAUCAAGUAAUUCCUUCUCUUGGGAGCCAGGGCAUGCCGGAGGAUGGUAAAGCUCCUUGGGAAGGGGUUAGAACAAGGUGCAAAAAUGAGUGGUCUAUGUUUCAGAAUCGUCUCGCGAGUGCAGACAAGGCAUACCUUGCUCAGCUAGGAAAGGGAUAAUUGUUUUAUAUCUUUUUCCCCAACCCCUCCCUCAUUGUCACCCCCAUUUGUACAUGUACCAUCUCACCUGAUGUUUUUUAGGGUUCUGUUUGAGUGACAAUUUUGCUGGAAGAGGCUGGACUCAUUUCCCUUGGCCGCAUUUUUUCUAUCUUAAGAUUUCUACCGUUAUAUUAAGGGAGAGAAAUUUUGUAUCUUGUCUUCCUCGUGAGUUAUUGAUUUUUCUUAUUGCUUCAUGUCAUGUCCUCUAAAGAACAAUGGUGGUGUCUUUCCUCAAAGUUAGCGCAUGAUUGAGUCUUUCUUCAUGUCAUGUCCUCUAUUUUGCUAAACAGGUGCCUCUUAAUUCUCCAAUUAGUUCGAGAAUCCGAAAUUCAUGUCAAAAAAAGAAAACAAGUUACAUACCAACAAUGGACAAAUGGAGUAUGCUAAUCAGUUCUCUAAAGAUUUAUAUAAUUUUUAUGACAAAAGCAUUGGUAGUAACCUUUUUUUCUCUAGCUAGCAUUGCUAAUGUAAAAUUUACUAUGAUUUUUUCCUUUUUGGUAAUAUUAUUAGGGGUAGUAACUUUCACAAAUACCGAACCUUGAUUGACAGAAAAAAAAAAAAAAAGGAAAUUUUCUCCUUACCAACUGGAUUGUAAGGCGUGGAUUUAUCAAUU
Messenger RNA from Durio zibethinus, 2140 nucleotides. RefSeq lists its product as uncharacterized. The record is from RefSeq and is a predicted model, not a curated record. NCBI's taxonomy places the organism in Eukaryota, Viridiplantae, Streptophyta, Magnoliopsida, Malvales, Malvaceae.